AUGCCAUCGCGAAAUCAUCUUUCAGCUUAUACCGCUGAAGCAAAUGCUGCUACGUCAAGAAAGCGAUCGUUGUCAAUAGACGCUUCUAGUAGUGCUGUGAAGCGACCGAAGACUAAAGGCGGCUUUGUAUUGGAUAGCGAUGACAGCGAUGAAAACGGUGUGAAUGAAAUGAAGAAUCAUGUUCGUGUUUCUCCGAGGCCAGCUUCGCCACGAGGCACCCUGCAGACAAAGCCUACUCCAAAAUCCCUCCCAACAAAGCAGCUCAAUAAGUCUCGUAUUCAAGCACUUCUGGGCAGGAAUAAAAAAUCAGACCAGAGCACACAAAAGGCAUCAUCAUCGAGUCUGGCUCAACAACCUUUGCAACGAUCUAUGAGUACCGCUACUCAUCCGAUAGUACCAGUACCUACCAACAGCCCACAAGAAAACCUUGUACCGAAAGAACAGAAUGAAAAGGCAAAACUUUCUCAGAAGUCUGGAAAACAGUUUCCUAUUUUGAGAGAGAUGGGCGUCUUGAAGCAGCUGAACGCUGUAAAACCUAGGAGCAGCGCCCAUAAAUCCAAGACUACAGGAGAAAAGCCCGCAUUUAUUCAAAGGGCUCGUCAGACCACUCUUGAUAGACAGCUAAACAGCGACUCGAAUUCCGAGCAACAAGCUUUUGGAAAUUUCGGCAAUUUUGGCGCUUUUGAAAAGCCUACACGACUUUCUAAAUUAGUACCAUCUUCAUCGAAGCAACCUUUACCAAAAUCAAAGGCUGAUUGCAUUCCCAGUAGUGCUGGGGAUGUCAAUAAUGUAAGCCCAAAAAAACAGAAUAUAUUUCUGGCCAGCACUGGGAUGGAUGUAAAGGCUGGUCAGAAAAGUCCAGAUUGUGCGCCUGCAACUGGCGUCGUCUCUGAGAGGGUUUCAACAGUAGAUGCUAACAAAGUAUCCCCGCCGAUUGCUCAUUUAGGAACCAAAGAUACACAAGCAAACAGCAACAAGGCUUUAGAUCUCAGUCAAUCUUCCGGAAUCUCUGCAGAUGCAAUACCUUACUUUGAGUAUUCAAUCUCCCAAAAGCAGUGGUACGGUGAGCAAGAUGAGAAAGAGGCUUUCAUUAGUGAGAUAACUGUACGCCCGUUUACUAGUAUGCUUGAUGCAAAUGCACAGGCAGAGAGAUAUUUCCAGACCACACAACAGUAUCCGGGCUACAUGACGAUUGAGCAGAACAGCAAGCGAGAUGAACACGGCUGCAUAGUUCUGACUAGUACCAUAGCGCCUUUCGAAUACCCGAGCAAAAAACACCAUACACGGAUAUAUGUCAAACGCGAUUACGUUUCUGAGUUGGCAAACCAGACGCCUCAUUCCGUUAAGGACGCAUCCUUCAUAUCGGAUACUGGCUACAUUUUGAGGUUGUUCAAGCUAAUCGACUCUGAUGACUCCGACACAGAGUCAGGCAGCGACAAAGGCAAGCUUAAUGAACCUGUUCGUGUGUACCAUCCUCAUGGGCGUCCGGAGGUGUACACUACCUUGCAAGGUGCGAACCAUGCUGCCAGAAGCCUUCAAAUUGAGCUCAGCCAUGAAAAGAAUCCGACAAGUGCAAUGACCAAGAGGUAUCAGGAACAGGACUUGAAGAAACUCAACGAGAAGUCACGUGCACUUGAGGCAGCUGGAGAAGGUGAAAAUGGGUGCUGGCGCAGUAAGUUCAACGCCUGCGGCUUGGGAGGAGACAAACUUGAGCUGGUGGUGGAUAAGGCAGGGAUCUGCGGACCGAGGAACAUUUGA
Molecule: messenger RNA, 1758 nt
Organism: Bipolaris maydis ATCC 48331
Lineage: Eukaryota; Fungi; Ascomycota; Dothideomycetes; Pleosporales; Pleosporaceae
Source: RefSeq, a predicted model, not a curated record